GGGUGCUUCUCAAAAAACGAGAUAAAUUGGGGUGAAUAAUGUGCCAAAAAUUGUAUAAAAACUUCUCAAUAACGCAACAAUAAUUGCUAUAAACAUGGAAAACGGAAGGAGGAUGUCUUACGAUACAUUAAUAACCGAUCAAAUUUUACCCAUACCGAUUCAAAUCUUUUUAUGGAAACAAAUUAGCCCCUUUAUAAAACCAAAAUUGGGUAAAGUUCAUGAAGCAUCAUGUUCGUUUUGCCAACAUGCUUCUUUCGGUCAUCACGAGCUUAAAGAAUCAUGUAAAGUCUUUGAAAAAGUUCUAGUUCAAAACAUUCUGUUUGGUUUAAAACCGGAUUUAACCGAAUCAAUAAAAUCAAUUCCACGAUGGAAAUUAGUUCAAGCAUCUUUACCACAUGUUAUGCAUUGUUCAGCUUCACUUUUAUAUAAUAGAAUGAAAGAUGGUAACAUGCAAGCUUUAGGAGCCGUUGAAACCAAGCUUUUGUACACUCUUCAUUGGAUAAUUUUGGACGCGGCUGAAGAAUGCGCAGAAGAAGACUUCGAAAAAGGCAUUUACCAUUCUUCCCCGUUUUAUUAUUUAUUUUCAAUACCAACGAUAACUCUUUUCGUUUAUUUAUUCGCCCCGUUGUGCCAAAACUUCAAAGAAUCCGAUUUUCAAAAUUCAAGAGUUGAGAAUGGCUUGAAAAUAUGGCAACCGAUGUGGGAAUUUAAACAUCCGGAGAGCUCCUGCUUCACGACACAUUGUAAACCGAAACCGAAAUAUUUCGGAGGACGAUAUUUUAAAGGAAAAGGACCUUUUGGUGAUGUAUUUUUUGGGAAAAAACCUUCGUCUGAAAAACUUUCAACUGAAAGUCCCCCCACUCAAGCACCAGUUACCUUCUUCGAACAUCCUUCAUCAUCUUCAGUAACAGUAACAGCCACCAUAACAAAACCAGGAGAUGACGAUGGAUCUUGGUUAUCUUCCCCCAAAGACACGGUAUUUCCGGAAACAAUCCCCGAGGAGAGUUCAAGUACCGAAGAAGAACACGUCGUUAUAUUUCGAUUACCUUCAUUACACGAAUCCGAUGGAUUUUUACGAGAUCCUUCGAUUUAUACGGCUGAAACUAGUAUUUUUCAAUUAACGAUGAAAAGAAAUGGUGGUGGAAACGAUUCUGUUGAAAAAUUAAAAUCCGAUACGAAAACAAAAAUUAAUCAAAAACAAAGUCCUCCGAUUGAAAAAGAUUCUUCUGGAGAUAGCAGCAAACAUCCUUCAACUACAGAAGGUGACGCGGGCGGUUCAAAAAAGAAUUUAUUAGGUUCAUCUUCCGUUAAUGAUAUUUCCGCGGCGACGUUUCUAGACGUCGCUGUUUUAAGAUGUCUCUUUAUAACUCAUUGGCAAGAAGAAGGGAUUUAUUGGGGUUUGCAUUAUAUGUAUAAUCGAUUGAGAGAUAUCAGCGAUGAAACUUCAUCACAACAACAACCGCGACGAAGAAGCAAUUCUUUACCAAUCCCAAAAAUUGAAAUUUCCGUUUAUCAAAGCGGGAGUGAUUCGAAAAAUCAAGAAAAUAAAGAUUUUAUUCCGGUUCCUGAACUUAAAGAUGUCUCCUUGUUAUCAGAAUCCUUACCACCUUAUACAAAGCAACGAGAAGAAUCACCUCACGUUCGAAGGGCGAGUGAAAAAACUAAAAGAAGAAUGAAAAUGGCUGAUUUAAAAGCGUUCGUUGAAACGAAGUUGCUGUCGAAAUCGGAUAAAGCUUUGGAAAGAAUCGGGCAGGAUUCUGAACCAAAAUUGCUUAGGGAACAUCCGGUGGGUUCCUCAAGUAACAUUAGCGAUUACCAUAGAAGCUUGGAUACCGGUGACGUCCACUUCAAAAGUCCUUCAUCAUCUCGAUUUAAAUACUUCGAUCCACUUCCAUGCAACUUGGUAAAAGGAAAAAGUAUGCCGAGUUUAAGCUGUUUGAUAGAUGAACUAACCGCUACUGGAUAUAUCGGAGAAACGAAAUGGGAUAUUCGAAGACACGCAAAAUUAUCAACUCCCGCUCCACCUAUGGCAAAUCCUAUAAUAACAGUAACGGAACACACCCCAACUCCUUCACCAGACUUCUUAAAACGACAAGGCUCAGUUGAUAGUCAAUUAGAUGCUUUAAGCCUGGGAAAUAAAUCCAACGCGCCAAAAGAGCGUAAAUCAAGUUUGACUCGAUCUCAAACCGAUUCAAACAUAACCUACGCCCAAGAUGAAAUUAUUGAAGUACCUGGAUCGUUUUGUUAUAUAACGAAGGAAGGUGAUAUCGAUAUGCAGGUCGUGUUGAAAGCAGUCCAUUCUGCGAGUUUGAGAGACCAUAAUGUGUGUACUUUAAGAGUAUUGGAAGUUAUUUUGAAUUUGGUGGAGCUUUUAAUGGAUUUGGGGGUUCUAAAACAAUUUUUAAGAGAUGAAGCUUUAUCUGGAGUUAAUUCGACGAACGUUGAUCCGAAUGCGGAUAAAAAUAAAACGGAUCAAAGCGAAAAUGUAGAAAAAACGAAAGUUUUGACACCCCAUCGAUUAAUUAUGAAUAUUAUUAUAAGGGUUUUGAAACAUUUAGGUUGUCCCCAUGGUUGUACUGAUGGGCAAAGAGGUCCUGCAGCGGAAUUUUUAAGAACGCAAUGCCAAAAUAUUUUAACGAAAUUAAACCGUGCUAGUACAAAACAAUUUGGUAGAUACUUAAGGGAUUAUGUUAAAUCUCAGCCUAUUCCGGAAUUACUUGAUCUUUUCCACUCUUAUGUUGGAUAUUGUAUCGAUCCAAGUUCGCUUUUAUCGCCUCUGAACCAGAAACGGGGCUCUAGCAAGUCAACAGACACGGUCUCGCAAGUAGUCACUGGUGGUCACCCGACGAACUUUGACGCAGGCCUCAGCGGCGGAAACGUCCGAGGCAUCGAGAGCCAGGUCAUCUCCUGCUCCUUCAAGAGUCUUGUCACGAGAUUCGUCGAAUCGACCAAAGAAAUCAAAGGAACCGAAAGCUUGGCGCUAUUUAGCGAAAUCCGACAAUUAAUGACUUAUGUUAAAGAAGGACAUGGAAGUACUUUUAGAAGAGUUGCUUUAAGUGCUCUUAUUGAUACUGCAGAUCGACCGAAUAAAAAAGAAAAUAUUCAAACCACCAGAGUUAUUAGGCAUGUUCAUCAUACCGAUGUUGAAGAACAUCCAGAACCACAAGAAGUACCUACAACAACCACUGAAAGUGUUGAUGAUAGAAACGUUCGAAGACUUCUUUUCAAAAAGAAAAGUACAUCAUCAACUUGUGCAAGUUUAUUAGAAACUGAAGGUGAUGAAGUAUCAAAAGCAAGUCAAAGUCCUUUAUCAAAUAUCAGAAAAAAACAUCACACUUUAACACCGAGGCAAAGUGAAAAAGCUUUAAUGUCUGAAGCUUCGACUUCAAAAGCUAAACCAAAAUCGAAAUUAGGAGGAUUCGUAAGUUGGUUUAAACGUGGUGAUGGAACAGAUUCUUCUGAUAACCAUGACAGUACAGAAACAGUGACGGAUACUCAAAGUUUUGUGAGACAACCGGCGAAAAUGUACCAUCAAAAAGACUCUGUCAAAAGUACUAGUUCGGGAAAUGUCGGUCAUACUUUGCAAAAGGCUAAGAAACGGGUUGAAGAUCGUUUCAAUAAGUUCGUUUUGAAGAAAGGAAAAAAGAAAGAUGGGAGUACUGAUGAAUCACCAGGAGGUUAUUUAAGUCGAAAAAAUUCAAUGGAUAUGGGUGAAUCUUCGAGAGAAUCAGAAUUCGUCAUUUUAAAAGAAAGAAAAUUGGUUUCAAUACCACCCGUUUAUAACGGGAUGCAAAGAUUAUCGUUUUUAUUGGAAACAUGUGCACCUGGAUCAGUUCCUGAUGCUCAUUUAUUAGCUUCCGUUUUAGAUUUGCCCCAUUCCGCUGUUGUUGCAAGAGCAGCUGUACUCUUAGAAUGUUCAUACUUCGUUCAUUGUUGCAAUAAAGGCCAAUGGCCAUCAUGGAUGAAACUUUCAUUCCCAAUUUUUCGACCAUCCGGUCCACUUCCGGCAAGAAGCGCAAGCGCCGGGUUAAGGCGUAUCCACAUCAUGCAGCGGGCCGCUGGAAAAAUGUUUCAUCAAUGGGCCGAAGUUUUAGGCGCGCGAUUAGAAGAAAUGAUCAACGAAGAUAAACAACUAGACGUUUCAAUAAAUUCAAUGGUUUUAGACGAAAACAAACAAAAGGAGUUACUAAUUCAAGACGAAGAAGAAGACUUUUUAGACGAGGCGAGCAUUUACACGUACGGCGCAACCAGCCCGGUCGCUUUAAGAAUGUUAGCUUGUCACCUUUUAUUUGAAAUUACCGCAUUUUUGAGGGAAACUUACCAAACGAUCCCGAAAUCGUCGAAAUUAACGAGUAAAGAUCGGCCACCACCUUGGGAGAAAUUGUAUAAUCGAGAUGCUAAUCGACGUUGGUCCAUGGCUUUAUCAUCGAUGGGGCACUCUCAAGCUUCAGCGCAAAGCUUACAAUCAAUUGCUGGCGAUCGAGAAUCAAAUCAAACGGAGAGAAAAAUCAGUUUUGUUCUGCACGAACCAGCCGAUAAUGAAAGUGAAGGAAGUAGUAACACGACG
Messenger RNA from Onthophagus taurus, 4567 nucleotides. The record is from RefSeq and is a predicted model, not a curated record. NCBI's taxonomy places the organism in Eukaryota, Metazoa, Arthropoda, Insecta, Coleoptera, Scarabaeidae.